Penicillium oxalicum is the source of this 1029-nucleotide messenger RNA. Its product is annotated as PAF acetylhydrolase family protein. The record is from RefSeq and is a predicted model, not a curated record. The transcript has a single exon. Lineage: Eukaryota; Fungi; Ascomycota; Eurotiomycetes; Eurotiales; Aspergillaceae. Bases 1 to 1029 code for a protein of 342 amino acids.
AUGACUGCCAGCCAGACCCAUCCUAGCAAGAAGGCUGCUCGCCUUCCAAAUAUGCCGGAUCAUGCUCUGAUUGGAGACGCCGCAAAGCUGCCCAUCAAUGCCACUACGCCUGUCAUCUCCAUGAGUCCCAUCGUCGUUCCCGCCCCGGACCGUAUCAUGGAUUUGCACAUUCGUGUCUCUGCACCCACCGCAGGAGACAACCUGCCUAUCAUUCUCUUCUCACACGGCCAAGGACCAUCGAACAAUCUUUCCUCCCUGAACGGAUACGCCCCGGUCGUCAACUUCUGGGCCUCGCAUGGCUUCGCGGUUAUCCAACCCACUCACCUGGGCUCUCGAUCCCUCAGCCUCAGCCCCGAAGACUAUGCAGACGCACCGUGGUUCUUGGAAUCCCGCGUGUCAGACUUUAGUCUCAUUCUCGACGAGCUUGACCAGAUCGAGACCCUCUUCCCACAAAUUCAAGGCCGUCUUGAUCGCAGCCGCGUCGCUAUCGUCGGCCACUCGGGUGGCGGCCACACCGCGAGUCGACUCCUCGGUGCUCGAGGAACAAAUCCCUCCCUUGACUCCUUCAAGGAUGCGCGAGAGUCCCGCAUCAAGGCUGGUGUGCUCCUCGCAAGCCCUGGAGAUGGCAGGAGUGGCGACGGAAUGGGCCCUGCUGCCAUGAACACUGAACUCAUCUACCACAGCCACGCGGACAUGGCAGCUCCUGCGUUGGUGGUGAUUGGAGACAGUGACGGAUUCCCGUUUUUGACCACUCGCGGUGCCGAGUAUCAUGCCGACGCGUAUCAUUUCAGCCCCGGCCCAAAGUCGCUUCUGACGGUGAAAGAUGGGAAGCACGGUCUCGGGGGAGUGUCGGGCUACGAUGUUGCGGAAGCCACGGAUGAUGAAAGUCCAGAGAGACUGGCCAUGGUCCAGCGAAUGACCUGGGCUUGGUUGCGCAGUGCGCUUUAUCCGGAGGACAAAGCUUGGUCUGAGGCCUGUACAGCUUUGAAAGUGCUUCCCAGUCUGGCAACCGUUGAAGACAAGGCAUGA